Messenger RNA from Aspergillus ruber CBS 135680, 2304 nucleotides. RefSeq names its product flavodoxin and radical SAM domain protein. The record is from RefSeq and is a predicted model, not a curated record. NCBI's taxonomy places the organism in Eukaryota, Fungi, Ascomycota, Eurotiomycetes, Eurotiales, Aspergillaceae. The transcript has 2 exons. Gene Ontology annotation, biological process: wybutosine biosynthetic process. Gene Ontology annotation, molecular function: FMN binding; catalytic activity; 4 iron, 4 sulfur cluster binding. The coding region runs from base 1 to 2304 and encodes 767 amino acids.
AUGGACUGUUCAAGUGCUAUGCUAGAAGGUGUCGUCGUCUUCUGGCACGCCUACCGUCUACCUAUCCUCAUAACCCUGUCCACUCUGUUUGUCUUCGUCCAAGCCUACCGCAAACUUCAACCCAAGUUCAAAACCGAAGCGUCCUCGUCCCUCCCCCCCUCCCCUCGAAGCCAUUCCCCUGAGAAGAGCGAGAAGAUUCCGGUCAGUGAUGGAACAAAGAAGGAGCCUCCGGCGGUCAGCAAGUCCACCGGUCCAAAGGUGGUGACUGGUAAAAAGCCGGUCAAAGGUGGAAAACGCGGUGGUUCCGAUGAAACACCGCCCUUGUCCUUUAUCCAGCCGAUUGUGUUCUUCGCCUCGUUGACUGGUACGACCGAGAGGUAUGCCCACAUGUUUGUGGAGGAACUGCGUGCCGCGGCACAGAACCGGGCCGACCCCGAGAACCGUGAAAGAGGUCUUCUUCCCCCUCAGCUGCACGAUCUGGCCUACGUCGAUCUCGACGACUUCUUUACUUCCGCACCCAAGCCGCCGUCGACUUCGCCUGGAACCCGCUACGUAUAUUGUCUGUUGAUUCCGACAUACAACAUUGACACCGUACUGAACACCUUCCUGGGUCACCUGGAUGAGACACACCACGAUUUCCGUAUCGACACUGGAUCGCUCUCUCAGCUCGCUGGAUUUUCAGUCUUUGGUUUUGGCGACAAGGAAGGAUGGCCGACCGAGGAAGAAGGGUACUGCUCACAGGCCAAGGAACUGGACCGAUGGAUGGCCAAACUGACCGGGAAAAAGAGAGCUUUCCCACUGGGACUGGGUGAUGUCAAGAGCAAUGCUGAACAAGCGCUGAAGGAAUGGUCGCACGGACUGCAGGAUAUUCUGUACGAUAUUCUGCAGAACGGCGGUCUUGGUGAAGGCGUUCCCGGCAGUGGUGAUCCAUUGGAAAGCGACGAAGAAGACUUUGAUGACGAAAAUGAAACCGAUGUCGCGAAACCCAAGAGCAAGCGUGGUAAAGGCCAAAGUCAAUCGGUUGUGGACCUUGAGGAUAUCAAGGUGAACCCUGAUAGCCCGGCGCCUCUCGCAGUUGAUUUCACGACUGGAGGAAAGUCAGAGCCGCAGGCCAAGGAGAUGGUGCCAAAGACAUCGCCUACGUAUGCUUCUCUGACAAAACAAGGUUACUCGAUUGUUGGCUCGCAUUCCGGUGUCAAAAUUUGCCGUUGGACCAAGUCUGCUCUGCGUGGCCGUGGUUCGUGCUACAAGUUUUCCUUCUACGGUAUCAAAUCGCAUCUCUGCAUGGAGGCUACGCCGUCGCUCUCUUGCAGUAACAAGUGUGUAUUCUGCUGGCGCCACGGAACAAACCCGGUCGGAACGACUUGGCGAUGGAAGGUCGACGACCCGGACAUGAUCUUCGAUGGUGUCAAGGAUGGCCACUACAAGAAGAUUAAGAUGCUACGCGGAGUGCCCGGUGUACGAGCGGAGCGUUUUGCAGAGGCGAUGCGGAUCCGACACUGCGCACUGAGUCUGGUCGGCGAACCGAUCUUUUACCCUCACAUUAACCGAUUCCUGGAUCUGUUGCACAGCGAACGCAUUUCAAGUUUCUUGGUGUGCAACGCGCAGCACCCCGACCAACUGGAGACCCUUCACCGUGUGACUCAGCUAUAUGUAUCGAUCGACGCCAGUAACCGGGAAAGUCUGCGGAAGAUUGACCGACCGCUGCACCGUGAUUUCUGGGAGCGAUUCCAGCGCUGCCUUGACAUUCUGCGGGAGAAGCGCAAUGUGCAGCGGACCGUUUUCCGUCUUACUCUGGUCAAGGGAUUCAACGUCGAGGAUGAGGUGAUCGGAUACGCCAACCUGGUUGAAAAGGCACUGCCUUGCUUUGUCGAGAUCAAGGGUGUGACCUACUGCGGUACCAGCACGAGCGCCGGCGCGGGGUUGACCAUGCAAAACGUUCCUUUCUACGAAGAAAUCACCGAAUUCGUCCUCGCCCUGAACGAGGAACUUGAGCGACGAGGACUCAAGUAUGGUCUUGCGGCGGAACACGCCCACAGCUGCUGUGUGUUGCUGGCAUCUGAACGCUUCCAUGUAAACGGAAAAUGGAACACGCGCAUUAACUACGAGCGAUUCUUUGAACUUCUCGAGAAGGAGAAAGCGGAUGGAACCUCGUUCGCCCCGGAGGAUUACAUGGAUGAGACAACAGAAUGGGCUCUCUGGGGCAAUGGAGGAUUCGAUCCCAAUGACGAACGAGUCUACAAGAAGGGCAAGAAGGCCAAGGUUCAGAAGGAAUUGGCAAACAGUACUGCAAAUGAAGCAUGA